AUGGCUGUUACGGUCCUAACAAGCCGAUGCAGCUGUACCUACCUCUACGCCUCUUUUCCUCCUCCACAGCGAUUACCUCCACUGGAACUUGGGUUCCUCCACGGUUGUGACAGGGCAUACAGAUGCCUGGACGUGGGGGCCGCCGCCGCCGCCCUCGGACAGCCCGACGUCAUGGCCAUUACCACCUCCAUUGAAACCAAUAUGCCAAGCCAUCACCAACAACCAAAAACCAUCACCAACAUGGAAGUUGCAGAUUGA
This is a messenger RNA of Neurospora tetrasperma FGSC 2508, 258 nucleotides long. RefSeq lists its product as uncharacterized. The transcript has 3 exons. NCBI's taxonomy places the organism in Eukaryota, Fungi, Ascomycota, Sordariomycetes, Sordariales, Sordariaceae. The coding region runs from base 1 to 258 and encodes 85 amino acids. The record is from RefSeq and is a predicted model, not a curated record.